Eptesicus fuscus (big brown bat) is the source of this 1972-nucleotide messenger RNA. RefSeq names its product DNA polymerase mu (gene POLM). The record is from RefSeq and is a predicted model, not a curated record. Gene Ontology annotation, molecular function: DNA-directed DNA polymerase activity; DNA binding. The transcript has 11 exons. Gene Ontology annotation, biological process: double-strand break repair via nonhomologous end joining. Gene Ontology annotation, cellular component: nucleus. The coding region runs from base 48 to 1517 and encodes 489 amino acids. NCBI's taxonomy places the organism in Eukaryota, Metazoa, Chordata, Mammalia, Chiroptera, Vespertilionidae.
UCCGCUGCCCGCUGCCUUCUUUCGGCGCCGCCCGAAGCCCAGGCCCGAUGCUCCCGAGACGGCGGCAGGCGCGGGUCGGGACCCCCUGCGCCGUCUCCUCCGCCGUGCGCUUCCCCGGCGUCGCCAUCUACUUGGCGGAACCGCGCAUGGGCCGCAGCCGCCGGGCCUUCCUCACGCGCCUGGCGCUGUCCAAGGGCUUCCGCGUGCUGGACGCCUACAGCUCCGAGGUGACACACGUGGUGAUGGAGCAGACCUCAGCCGCGGAGGCCGUCCGCUGGCAGGACAGCAGGCCGGCCCCUCCCCCAGGUUGCACCCACCCAGCCCUGCUGGACAUCAGCUGGUUCACAGAGAGCAUGGCAGCUGGGCAGCCGGUCCCUGUGGAGGGCCGGCACUGCCUGCAGGUGGCUGUGCCGAGGGAGGUGCUGCCAAACCCAGUGUGGAUGCCACUCUAUGCCUGCCAGCGUCCCACGCCCCUCACACACCACAACACCAGCCUCUCGGAGGCGCUGGAGGUGCUGGCAGAAGCUGCGGGCUUUGAAGGCAGCGAGGGCCGCCUCCUUUCCUUCUGCAGAGCAGCCUCCAUGCUCAAGGCGCUGCCCUGCCCCGUCACAGCCCUGAGCCAGCUGCAGGGCCUGCCCCAUUUCGGAGAGCAUUCCUGCAGGGUCAUCCAGGAGCUGCUGGAACACGGAGUGUGUGAGGAGGUGGAGCGAGUCCAGCGCUCAGAGCGGUACCAGAGCAUGAAGCUCUUCACCCGGAUCUUCGGGGUUGGAGUGAGGACUGCUGACCAGUGGUACCGGGAAGGCCUGCGGACGCUGGACGACGUCUGGAAGCAGGUGCAGAGGCUGACCCGGCAGCAGAAAGCAGGCCUCCAGCACUACCAGGACCUGAGCACCCCCGUCCAGCGGCCGGACGCCGAGGCCCUGCGGCAGGUGGUGGCGGAGGCUGUGGGAUGGGCCCUUCCUCGGGCCACCGUCACGCUGGCUGGUGGCUUCCGGAGGGGGAAGUUGCAGGGCCACGACGUGGACUUCCUCAUCACCCACCCCGAGGAGGGCCAGGAGGUGGGGCUGCUGCCCAGGGUGAUGCGCUACUUGGAGCAGCAGGGCCUUGUCCUGUAUCAGCAGCAUCAGCGCCGCCCCAGUGGAGAGCCUGCUCGCCUGGCCCCGAAGGGCCGCUCCAUGGACACCUUUGAGCGGAGCUUCUGCAUCUUCCGUCUGCCGAGGCCCCCAGGGUCUGCCGAGGCGGGGACUCGGAGCCCCCACCCCUCCUGGAAGGCUGUGCGUGUGGACCUGGUGGUCGCCCCCAUCAGCCAGUUCCCCUUUGCCCUGCUGGGCUGGACUGGCUCCAAGCAUUUCGAGCGGGAGCUUCGCCGAUUUAGCCGGAAGGAGCGGGGUCUGUGGCUGAACAGCCAUGGGCUGUUUGACCCGGAGCAGAAGACCUUUUUCCAAGCGGCUGCCGAGGAGGACGUCUUCAGACAUCUGGGCCUGGCGUACCUUCCCCCAGAGCAGAGAAACGCCUGAUCCCUUCUGCGGCCCCCAGCCACUCCUCGGGAUGGGGGGCUGCUCAGCCAGCCAGACCAUGGACGCCCUUGGACACUGACCAUCUGCAGGCCGGAGAGGUUGCUGCAACUCUCACCCUCCUGGGGGAGCCCCUUGUGCACCCCCACUCCCCCAUGCACACCCUGCCCAGGAAGCAAUGAAAUGAGAACACGGAGCAAACCAGGCUGUUUUCUGAAAGUGUUGCUGUGCAGGGGGGUGGAGGGGGGCUGGGGGUGAGGUGGGCCCUAUGACCGUGUGACCCUGGGGUCCUGAAGGGUGAGCUGGGCAUCUGGAGAGUGUUGCCAUGGUAACAGUACUGGCUUCCAACCCAUAAACACAGGUGCCUCUCCGUUUAUUUAGAUCUCCUUUAGUUUUAGUGAUGCUUUAAAGUUUUCAGAAUAAAUUUAUAUUAAAAUUUUAUAAACUUUAAUAAAUUA